Molecule: messenger RNA, 3876 nt
Organism: Eremomyces bilateralis CBS 781.70
Lineage: Eukaryota; Fungi; Ascomycota; Dothideomycetes; Eremomycetales; Eremomycetaceae
Exons: 6
Coding region: 1-3876 (1291 amino acids)
Molecular function (GO): protein binding; protein-containing complex binding
Source: RefSeq, a predicted model, not a curated record
AUGCGCCGCCAUGGACGGGGCCCCGGCGGCGGCACAAUGCACGCCCACCGCCCGAACGGUGUCCCCCCGAUCCCCGACACCAUCAGUCUGAUCCGAUCCUACGACUCCGAGAGCAUGCCCACGCGACCCGUCCGACCAUCGCCAUUGACGGCGUCGACCAUCCAGGGCCUGCCGCUCGACCUCCUCGACCGGAUUCGAUCGUUCCCGCUGUUCGAACGAGCGCCCGACUCGUUUCUGGCGGAGAUCGGCGCGCAUCUCCGACCGCAGCUGUACUCUCACCAUGACUAUAUCUUGACGGAAGGAGACGAGGCGAAGGCGAUGUAUUGGCUGGUCCGAGGGUCGGUACGGGUCACAUCGAGGGAUGGGGAGAGCACGUAUGCGGAACUAAAACCGGGCGCGUUCUUCGGAGAGAUCGGCAUAUUAAUGAACAUCCCGCGGACCGCAUGCAUCGUGGCGAAUCUAAAAAGCAUGGUAGUUCGCCUGAACAAGGAGGAUUUGCAGAAAGUCCUCCCCAGCUACCCGGACGUGGAGCGCGCCAUUCGGGAGGAGGCGCAGGAGCGGUUGACGAUUUUGGAGCGGAAGAAGAAAGAGGUGGGAAAUCAGACCGCGACGGGGAACGGGAAGCGGCCACGAGAUCGAAUGGAUGGCGACGUGCAGAUGGGCGAAGCCGGCAGCAUGGAUGGGGAAAUGUUCGCCGUGAGCAAGAAGCGGAAAAGCCCCAGUCCAAGCUUGGCCGAGGCAGCGGCCUCAAGCGCGCUUGGAAGCGGGUCGGUCAGCGUACGACAAACGCUCAAGGAGUUACCGCUAUUUACGUCCCUUCCUCAGGAAAUCCUGCAUUUCCUGGGCCUCAAGGCCAUCCCGAAAACGUAUCCCCCGUUUACCGAAAUCGUCAAACAGGGAUCGCAGGGUCGGGAUGUGUUCUUCAUCAUACGUGGCGAAGUCGAGGUAGUGAGCGAGUCUGUGCCCAACCCGAAGGCACGACGAGAAUCGACGACGUCGGGAGCGCGGUGCGAAUCGCAUGUGAAGGCACGGUUGAAGGCCGGGCAGUACUUUGGUGAGGUCGCAAGCCUCUCUCUAGCGCCGCGCCGAACCGCGACUGUGCGAUCCGUUUCCUCGGUCGAGUGCCUGAUGAUUGGCGGCGACGUGUUGAACGAGCUCUGGCAACGGUGCCCCCCGAACAUCCGCGCACAGGUCGAGAUGACUGCGAAACAGCGGCUAGGCGUGUCUGGGAGCCAGGAUGUCACCAUGGCGGACGCCUCUGAGGGAACGCCCGCGAUUGACGAGCUGGCCAUCGCGGACAUGGGCCCACGUUCCCCGCGACCCCUUACCAUCCCCAGCGUGACUUUCAACGAUCCGUUCCACGACACCGCAUCGAAGAAAAGUAAAUCCGACGACAAGACCGUCAUCGAGCAGAUCGAUCCAGAUCCGUACCUCAACCCCGAGUUGGAUAGCAUGCAGAUGCGUUCGAAGUCUCGUCGUGGAUCCCUGGCGCCUCCAUCGCCCUCGGCUUCCGCUCAAUCGACACCGACUUCGAGCCCUUCCGGUACCCCCGAACCUCCUGACACCAAUGGCCAUGGAAUGAUCACUAUUCUUCACACGAAGCACGAUGUCACGCCUCCAGAACAUCCCACCGCCUACAAGCGCGCAAAGCUCCUUCGAACCCCGCACAAAAAACAACGAUCCCCACUCCCCGACAGCAUCCUCAUCCGGAUCUUCGACAAUCUUCCCCUUCUGCCGCUCAUGCGUUCCCGCCGCGUCUGUCUUCACUGGCACAAACUUAUCUCCACCUCUCCCGCCCUCCUCCACAACCUAGACCUCUCCCCCUACAACCGCGACGUUACCGACUCCGCCAUCGUCAAUAUCAUCGCCCCCUUCGCCGCCAACCGCCCCCGACUCAUCGAUCUCAGCAACUGCUUCCACAUCACCGACGAAGGCUUCUCCACCCUCGCCAACGCCUGCGCCCCCAACCUCCGCGCCUGGAAGAUGAAGAGCGUCUGGGACAUCACCGGCCAAGCCGUCCUCGACAUGGUCAACAAGGCCAAAUCCCUCGAGGAAAUCGACCUCUCCAACUGCCGCAAAGUCGGCGACAACCUUCUCGCCCGCGUUGUCGGCUGGGUCGUCCCCGACCUCUCUGCCAGCAUGGCCCACCACCAAGCCGCCGCCGCCGCUGCGAAAGCCAACGGCGCCCCCCGCGGCGGCGGUCCGCAACCACGUGCCAGCGCCGCGCACCAGGGCGCCUCGCCGCACCCGCUGCAGGCAUCCGCGAACGCCAUGCCACCCGGCACGGUGAUCGGGUGCCCGUCGCUGAAGCGGCUGACGCUGUCAUACUGCAAGCACAUCACGGACCGCAGCAUGGCGCACAUCGCGGCGCACGCGGCGCAGCGGAUCGAGUCGAUGGACUUGACGCGGUGCACAACGAUCACAGACGCGGGGUUUCAGCAGUGGAGUGUGUAUCCGUUUCCGAGAUUGACACGGCUUGUGUUGGCGGAUUGUACGUAUUUGACGGAUAAUGCGAUUAUUUACCUGACGCAUGCGGCGAAGGCGUUGAAGGAGUUGGACUUGUCUUUCUGCUGUGCCCUCUCUGAUGUAGCUACCGAAGUCCUCGCCCUCGGCUGCCCCGCACUCACCUCGCUCAACCUCGCCUUCUGCGGCUCCGCGGUCUCGGACGCGUCCCUGCGCGCCAUCGGGUUGCACCUCCUGGACCUGCGGCACCUGUCAGUGCGCGGGUGCGUGCGGGUGACGGGGCUCGGGGUAGAGGCGGUGGUGGCAGGGUGCACAGAGCUGGAGAGCUUCGAUGUGAGUCAGUGUAAGAACCUGCAGGGGUGGUUGGAUGGCGGGGGGAGACACCCAACCUCAAUUGUAUCCCCAAUCCUCCCAUUCUUCUCCCCUUCACCUCAUCGACAUCCCCCGUCUGCUCCCCAUCCUCCCCACGAUGUCCUUCGUCCUUCGUCGCCCGUUCGCGGUCACCGCGACACGGCCAGCGUCCGAACCACAUCUAGCAAAACCCUUGACUCGCUCCGACAUGUCUUCCGACGCAACUACAACGCCGGCCCCAACACAUCCUAUUCCCCCGGAUCGAAUUCGGCGGAGCUCCGCCAGCGGCUGCUGUAUGGCGCCGGCAUCUUCGGCGGAACGCUGCUUGCGAUCAACCUGCUCUUCAACCGGGAGACGCGCGAGGAUGGCGGCAUGCCGGCGUUUGAGCGGUCAUACUUGAAUGAUACAUUUCUGCACACCGGCCUGGGGCUAGGGAUCAUCGGCAUCGCUGCCCGCACGCUCCACACAAACGGAUGGAGCCAUCGGUUGAUGGCCAUGAAUCCGUGGCUCGUUGCCGGUGUUGGACUCGUUGCUAGCAUUGGAUCAAUGUACGGCACUUUGUACACCUCGCCCGAUAACUAUCUGCAAAAGUACGCUCUCUGGGGCACCUUCAACCUCGCCCAAGCCUUCCUCCUCUCCCCCCUCUUCUUCAUGUCUCCCGCCAUCCUCGCCCGCGCCGGCCUCUACACCGCUGGCAUGAUGGGCUCCAUCGCCUUCGUCGGCGCCACCGCUAAGCAGGACAAAUACCUCUACCUGGGCGCCCCCCUCCUCGCCGGUGUCACCGUCGUCGCCCUCUCCGGCCUCGCCCCCCUCGUCAUCCCCGCCACCGCUGCCCGCACGCUUAUGGUCACCGAGAACCUCUGGCUCUACGGCGGCCUGGUCGUGUUCGGCGGGUUCACGCUCUACGAUGUGCAGCGGGUGCUGCAUCAUGCACGGAUGGCACAGCGGGGUAUGAUGCGGAGGGAUCCGGUGAACGAGAGCGUGAGUCUGGAGCUGGAUUUCAUCAAUAUUUUUAUCCGGAUGGUGCAGAUUUUGGGGAUGGGCGGGAACCGCAGGAAGUAG